UCUUGACAUAUUUUUUUAAAAUCCAUAAAGUUCCUAUCCUAUGUAGUUUGUGGAUUAUUUUGUUUGUAAACAGGAGGAAAAUAUUAUUUACAAAAUUAUUGUGUGUAACAAAAUUACUAAGAACUCUUGACCAGUCUUCAUAGAAAAUGGUUGAGAAAUCUACAAAGGAGACUGCCAAUAUGGCCGGCAAAAAAGGUCAAGCGGCUGGAGGUGACGCCCCGUCAGAUAAAAGGUUAAAAGACAAGGACAAAGCAAAUGUAAAAGACGCCAAAGUUGGAGAUACAAGUAGGGGACAAUCUAAAGACAGAAAGACUGACAAAGAUAAAGAAACACCUAAAGACAAUAAGAGUGUCAAAGACAGAGAAACGUCUAAAGAAAGAAAAGAUAGGGAUCCAUCGAAAGAAAGGAAAAGCCGGAAAGAUAGAAGCGGAUCGAAAGAAAAAAGAAAGAGGAAACGGAAUAAAUCCAAGGGUAGUGAAAGCAGUAAGGGUAGCAGCAAAUCGAAGGGUAGGAAAGGAAAGAAAGGUAAAAAGGAUAGGGACGAAUCAAAGGGUAGAAAAAGCCCAAGGGACCGAAGCAAAGAGCGAGGGAAAAAAGGUGCAAAAUUGGAACUUGAAGAAAUUCCAAAAACCGACUCUGUUUUAGCCCAAGAAGCAGCGCUAGAGAGAGCGGCGCAGAGACAGCUGCGGUUCAAGAAGCAGUGGCCCGAAGUGACGCAGGUGCCGAUCAAGACCAAGCCUUGGGCCCCACCGCCGCCGCCGCAGAAGCCUCCGCCUGUUACGGUAUACAAGCCACAGCUGAAGAUCGUACCAUGGGUGCCGCCGCACACCCAGAAGAAGGAACCACGGCCGAAACUGGCCAGGAUACCCCCAGAGGAGAUGACACAACCCUUGACCGCUGGAAGCACUUUGAAAAAGAUUUGGCAUAAUUUCGUCCUAGUUGACACUAACAAGAUGAUGCUGCAAGGCACCUUGGCUUGCAACUCUAGACGGUACAUAUCAUCUUAUACUUGCGGUACCCAAACAGCGUGCAUAGCGGCAAUAUGCAGAGCCAUGCUCGAUGAGAAAGAGGCAUCGCAACUGGUAAAGCAAGAUGUGGACGAUAUCAUAAGAAAUGGCGACCAGUUCUAUAGGCAGUGCUUGCUGGCUUUGAAGUGCUAUAAAGGGAACCCAGCUCUGAACCUCAAUUUAUUGAUACCUGCGUUCUUUUUACACGACAUAAAAUACACAUUCAAGCUGGAUGAAGUGGAAGCUGGAGUACUGACGAAGCCUGAAGAUAGCACAGAUUCUGUGAUGGACCUUGUAGAGAUUAUGGAGAAACGCAUCGGCACCACGUUUUCUUUCAUCCUCACGGUCGGCGACAAACAUUUCUACGUCUGGGGCCACCCGCCCGAUGCCGAGGCUAAUAGUUCGGCACAAACCAUCAUCUACAUAUUUGAUCCGCACAUGCUGAAUGAAGUCGGACAGCCGGAACAUGCACCACUAACACCAGGAUGCUGUGCACAAUUUGGAGCUGCAGCUUUUCUCCGAUACGCUGGCAUUUCCUCCUUCUUAACUGAUUUCCUGUCCAAUUACGGAGACCUUGAAGAUAUGGAAAAGGGGAAACCACCACCGGCGAUAACUAUUACCAAUAUUGAGAUUAUGCAAAAAGAGCCACUAAUUCGUCAGCCAAUGUACGAUAUAGAUAUGAAAGCGCAUAAAGCUCAUUGUCGCAAUGAAUGGGAGGCCAUGUACAGAAAUUUGCUAUACGAAUUGAAACAAAAGGGACAAUACCCAUUACAAUCAAUAAGUAAACUGAGCGUAGCAACCUCUCGAAAAAGGUCCAGAUCAAGAGUCAAAGAUUAUUUCAAUAGAGGUGGAAAAAAAGAUAAAGAAGAAAAACCUGUCCCCCCUGUGGCACCAGAAAAGGGAACUCAGCUCACACUUGAAGAAAUUAUGGCUAUGAGGGGUGAAGAUUUCUUUCUGUACAGCCCUCUUAUGGACGAGCACAUGUUUGGCAGAGAUGACCGAGCAGAUUUAAUGCAGACCAAAUCCGAGGAAGUGAUCCACAGUAUUGUCGACAAAGCGGCCAAGACCUACCCCACUCAGUUCCGACAGCUGGACAUUGGACGGUGGAUUCUGCGAGCUACGAGGCACAUGGCCAGUAAACGGUACCAAUCAUUCAAAAUCUACACAGCUAUAGCGUGUUGCGUGGCGUCGCUGGCCAUGUUGCGUCGACUGCGAGCCCGCGCCUGGAACGAAGAUACCCUCGAUGAGACGCUCGAUGUCGGGUAUAACUUGUAUCGGGAAUCUUUGGCUGACAGGGGAGGACCGAUACGUCUUUUGGUACUGGGCGAACUGAAGAAAGAGUUUAUGAUCCGAGAUAAGGAGUACUUUUUUAGAGAAAGAGGUAUAGCUGUUUGGGGCAAACUGGUGACAAAUGACAAAAACGUGUUCGAUCUUUGUAGAGGUAUCGAACAAUUCUUCAAAGAAUCGGAUGCUGGGGUCCUACAAAUACCUGGUGAAGUGGAAACAGCCAUAUGGCAUGAAGGCGGCUUCAUUUACAUUUACGUCCCUUGGCCUGCUGAUCGAUAUGGGACUAAGGUUGGGAUUCGAGAGGGCGGCAAAGCCUGUCUCAUGUGCUUCGACAAGAUUCUACGUCUGUGCGAAUAUUUCAUGGAUCAAAUAGCUAUGGGCAUGAGAAGAAAACCGUUCGCGAUAUCCGAUGUUCUGGUCUUUGAGAGGCUGAAGAGGUUGCCCGAGCCGAUUAACAAAUUGAAGCCCGUCGACCACAACCGCUGGGUGAUGCGCGGCAACUUCAACGAGACCGACGAGAAGUUCCCGGAGGAGCACCGCGGCAAGCAGGGCACCCCCAUGAGCAUCGUCGCCGUCGCCAUGGCGCAUCUAGUGCCGCCGAGCAACUGGACUACGGAGGACAUUGACGAGACUCUAGAGCGCGGCGACAUCCUCUACCAGAACACUCUAGAACACCUGGACAAGCUCGGCAUCAACAUAUCGGCUCCUAAGACCGGGGAGGAGGCGGAGAUCGAGGACACGGAGAUAACUGGGCCCACCGGCACGCUCGCUGCUGUCGAUGUGCUGAAUCGAUUCAGGGUUAAAGGGAGUGAUUGCAUCGAGACUGAAGUUUUGGAUAGCGCUUAUACAGGUACACUUCGAGGGUCACCCGACGAAGGUAUCCUGUCUUUGAAAGACUCCAUCAAGGAAUUAUUCAAAGAUGGCAAUAACCACGCAAUACUGACGGCUCGCGGCAACUCCAUGGCAAUAUGGAAGGAUCAGGAUUGCUACUACUUCUUUGAUCCUCAUGGGUGUGAUGAGACUGGUUUUCCAUCUCAGGAAGCCAGAGCCAGGGCGGCUUUAGUCCGCGUCCAAGGUUCCACUAAAGACCUGGCUGACACCAUCGAGUCAAAUCUCUCUCCUGGAUCCGAUGACAGCUUCAAUCUGUCACCUGUCAAUAUUAUAGCCACGAAACUAAAUACUGUCAUCAACGCUCCUGAGACUAUUCUUGAGAAUAAAGGAUUCCAGUGGAUAAACCAAGGCACAGCGGCCAUCAUGAAUGGCCCUAGAGGUGAAAACUCAGCACUUGGUAAAGCUUGCGAGAAAGCUGGUGUACCGGCCGACGACAAAGCCGGUCGUCUGCUAGCGCUACCGUGUGCCGCCGCGUUCGUCGCCGCGUCCAAGAGCGUGCCCCCUCCGCAUAUGCACCAGGAUCACAUCUUCAAUAUUCUUGAUGCCGGUGCGGACUACUACCUGCACCACAUGAAGAAGACGGGACGCAAGGACAUCAACGUGGAUGACUUGAGCGAGAAGUUCGAGAUGGGAGCCAACACCUUCUCAAUAGAGCUUGGAGAGCCCAUCACACUGCCACUGCGGAUACCGAGCGAGACUGGCGGGGAAGGUGGUGAUGAGGAUGAGGAUGAAGAUGAAGAGAAAGAAAUGAACGAGGGAGCUGAAGAAGAAAAAGAAGUUGGUGAAAAGCCAAUGAAACAUAUCAAAGAAGCUCUGGAGGUGGUGUGGAACGACACCACUAAGCCCACGACGGUGCAUCUGUUGGUCGGAGACUACCAUCAACUUGGGGUUUGGAUGAACGCUGGUGGCAAGGUGGUGGUGUUUGAUGCAGCCCCUCAUAUCAACAAUGGAAUGCUGACCACUGCUAGAAUUAAGAAAGGUGAUGAGCUGCGUCUCCAGCGUCUGCGAGACGAGAUGCCUGGAGAAGCCGGUGCUGAAGGGUACGAUGAUGACUUCGGUGAUGAUGACGAUGCUUUGGGAGAGGGUGAAGAGAAGCCGGGAGAAGACCAGCCGGUGCCUCCAGACUCUGUCGCGCUGCUGAUGGUCUACGCGAGCCCAGGAGAGUUUUUGGACAAACUUGCGAUGCAAGGCCCGCUGACUCCGGUGCAGACGAAAGCGCCAUACAAGUUGUACCCAGUGACGAUCACCAAUGAACUGACAUCGGUGCUGAAGGACCGACGCAAUGCGCCUUCGAGAGUAGGCAAUGAUGUUGAGGAGAAGAAAGAGGAAGAGGAAACUGCAGUGGAAGACAGCCUAGUACCCGAACUGCCUGAAGAGACGAUAGGCAAGUACUUCACGCGGACAGGGCGCUCGGUCGCAUCAGCUAGAGGGAAGAUCGCCCAGAAUGAACACUACUUCCUGGACCACCCGAAUAGGGACCACCAGGACGCAGCAAACGCGAUAAUGGGCAUCGUAGUGGACAGCAUAGAGCCGUACAAGUACUGGAAGCCAUCUUUGAUCGAUGCCAUCUUGAAAUACGGUGACAGGUUGUACACGAUGUCUCUGCCGAACGCGAAGAAUCCCCCGCACCUGACGGCCGAUGAAGUGGUCACGGAGUUCCAUGUUACCAACUUCAGUGUACGGCUAGAGGUGGAUCCAAUAACAGUGCACGGCGACUACAAGGCGGGUGAAACGGGCGACAUACUGAACAUAAAACGAGGAAUCACGGAAUUCUUUGAAAACAACCACGCCGGCGUCCUCUGUUGCAAGAACUACUGCAUCGGCAUCUGGAAGUCGGACGAGGGCGAGGCGUACUGCAUGUGGGACGCCCACGCGAUCGGGCCCCGUGGGAGGACGUCUCCGGGCGGUGCUGGGGGUCUAGUGCUUUUCUCAACUAUCGAUGAGUUAGCUGAAACCUAUGAAGCAAACAUUGAAGACCUGAAGCGUCCUGGAAAUAACAAUUUCACAAUCCAAGCCGUGAAAGUCUUCUGGGAAUACAACAAGAUUCCCGACAUAGUACCUAUAGGAGGCACGGUGCCUGACGACGCUUACGAAUGGAAGGUGCUCACUGGAUUUGUGGAGAUUGGACGAGGGCGUACUAUCUUGAGAGGGUCACCUCCUAUGGAUCUUGUGAAAUUCGCGCACGACACCCUCCUCCAAUCUGCCUGUGGAGCCAUCGUCGCAGCCUGCAUGUCCAAGAUACGCCAGGCUGCACUGUGGACGCGCCUGACUGUGGACGAAGUCAUGAGCAUAGCCGACCAGCUGUUUGUGGCGUCUGUGGGGAACCUGGGAUACGAGUUCCGGCCGGGUGAAGAUGUGUUGCUGCCUCUUCAGGUGCUGAAACGGUUCAUAAUAGGUGUAAACUACAUCCGCUAUGAUCUUCAUGAAAUACACACUGGGAAACUGGUCAACAACCAACCUUCGGUCCCGGGACUUGGGGCGGUGCUAACAUCCUUCUUCGAGUCCUACACCCACGGCGUCCUCUGGUCGAGCCCGCUCGGCGUGGCGGUGUGGCGCACCGAGGGGCUGCCCAACUUCUACAUGAUGGAGCCCCACGCCUGCGGGCCUACUGGGUUGAGGAAGGAAGAGGACGAUGUUGCAGCUUGCGUACUGUCCUUUUCUUCUCCAAAACUAAUGGCAUUUGCAUACCUCCAAAACUACUCGACCGAAGAGCGAUUCAAGAGGGAAUUUACACUCUAUGCCCUCAUCAUAGAGGUGAAGCCCAUGAAGGGUUUCCACGGGGGUGAGCAGCCGGUCAAACAACCCAAGGACGGCAGUUUCCUGGUUUCAGCUACCAGUAAGGUCGGCGUUGAUGGAAAGCCUCGUAGAGCGGACGAGCGUGACCGUAAACAUCCGCCUGGAGAACUCACGUGUCGUGACGUGGAACGGGCCACCGCUGCCAGGGACAGAGAGGAUGCUAUGUUUAAGGGUCAACGCAACAGUAACGGAUGGCUGGUGCUGAGGGAUUGCACUAAGUACCUCUCGUCUCAACACUCGAUGAGGUGCAAGCGGUACAGUCGAGGGUCUAGAGGGUAUCAGGCGAUCCCCAUGUGCAUAAUGGCGGUGGCCAUGUCCCGCGUCCUACACAUUUGCUCGUGGCGCACGCAGACCACGGACCAGGUGCUGGACGGCGGGGACCAGCUGUACCAGGACAGCUACCUGCACUUCCGACCUGCUGGCAAGCUGCUGGCUGUUGAACAGGUUCUCCGCAAGUUCUACACUCCGGGCAACUGCGUGUGUCGCGUGGUGGUGUACCAGCCACGCCAGCAGGGCACCGUGGAGGCUGAUCUGAUGGAGAAGGUGACAGAAUUCUUCAGGGAAGAGGAGCUAGGUGUCCUUGUGACUGGCACUGGAGAAACAGCCGUAGCGCUGUUCAGAACACCUCAUGGCUACUUCAUGUUCGACCCGGACGACCGCGACCGCUACGGCCGCGCCGUGGCGCCCCCGUGCGCCGGCCGCGGCCGCGCCUGUCUGUCCAUGUAUCCUUCUAUUUCAUGCCUGGUGGAAAAUCUUGCGUCAAAUAUUGAUCCGGGUACGAAACCAAAAGGUUUGAAAGCAGAAGUGAAGGAAACUGUGGAACCUGAUACUCAGCAAUCGGCAGAAGAAAAAGCCAUAGAAUCGGUAGAAGAGAAACCAAGAUUAUCAACAGAAGGGAAAGCCAUGGAGUCGACAGAAGAGAAACCCAGACUAUCAGCUGAAGGAAAACCUAUAAUAUCAGAAGAAGGAAAACCUAGAUUAUCAGCAGAAGGAAAACCUAGAUUAUCAGCAGAAGGAAAACCUAGAUUAUCAGCAGAAGGAAAACCUAGAUUAUCAGCAGAAGGAAAAACUAUAUUAACAGAAGAAGGAAAACCUAGAUUAUCAGCAGAAGGAAAACCUAGAUUAUCAGCAGAAGGAAAACCUAUAUUAACAGAAGAAGGAAAACCUAGAUUAUCAGCAGAAGGGAAACCUCGGUUAUCAACAGAAGGGAAAGCCAGAGAAUCAAUCAAAGAGACCACAACAGUGCGUUUUGAAGAGCCAGUUGAACCACCAGUUACAUUCAAAAUCUAUGGCAUGGAUGUGACUAGCUUGAGAAGGCUCAAUGCUCAAGAAAGUUAAGUUACACUGCUGUCUUUAUGUUGAAAACCUGUACUUUUGUCCGUAAUUCAAGUUUUUUUGUUGUUUUUCCGUCCAAAGAGUAAUAAUAAGUACCUACUCAUAUAUCUCUAAAAGCAGAACAGGAAUUUAGUGCUUUGUAUUUUUUAUGAAAUAAAACUACGUUUCUAACUGUAA
Plutella xylostella (diamondback moth) is the source of this 7493-nucleotide messenger RNA. RefSeq lists its product as uncharacterized. NCBI's taxonomy places the organism in Eukaryota, Metazoa, Arthropoda, Insecta, Lepidoptera, Plutellidae. The record is from RefSeq and is a predicted model, not a curated record.